Monodelphis domestica (gray short-tailed opossum) is the source of this 1519-nucleotide messenger RNA. RefSeq names its product tripartite motif containing 54 (gene TRIM54). Lineage: Eukaryota; Metazoa; Chordata; Mammalia; Didelphimorphia; Didelphidae. The record is from RefSeq and is a predicted model, not a curated record. Gene Ontology annotation, molecular function: zinc ion binding.
CCUGCCUAAGGAUUAAGGAGCAAAUAGUGCCUAAACUGUGAGCAACAGUUGGCCAUUUGGGGAGCAGGAGUUAGGAGUAUCCUAGCGGGGUGAGGAGAGACAAGACUUUCAUCUACCCAAGUUCUCAGCUAUCCAGAGAGAAAAGCAGUUGACUACCUAGGGAAUCACAGGCAGACUGAUUAAAGGACAGAAUAGGGGAAGGCAACACAACUAAGAAAAAUCUCAUAACCCAAAAGAGACCAAUAGCUACAGGCAGAUUCAGACAGCCGAGAGAAUAAGCCAGGGUUGAAAAAAAAAGGCCAAGGAGGGGUGGGCACGACCACAGAAGGGAUGAACUUCACAGUGGGUUUCAAGCCGCUGCUGGGAGAUGCACACAGCAUGGAUAACCUGGAGAAGCAACUCAUCUGCCCUAUCUGCCUGGAGAUGUUCUCCAAGCCAGUGGUGAUCCUGCCCUGCCAACACAACCUAUGCCGAAAGUGUGCCAAUGACGUCUUCCAGGCCUCAAAUCCUCUGUGGCAAUCCCGGGGUUCCACCACAGUGUCCUCAGGGGGACGGUUCCGCUGCCCAUCCUGUAGGCAUGAGGUGGUUCUUGACAGACAUGGUGUCUAUGGACUGCAGCGCAACCUGCUGGUGGAAAACAUCAUUGACAUUUACAAACAAGAAUCUUCAAGGCCCUUGCAUUCUAAGGCAGAGCAGCAUCUAAUGUGUGAGGAGCAUGAGGAAGAGAAGAUUAACAUCUAUUGCCUGAGCUGUGAAGUGCCCACCUGCUCCCUCUGCAAGGUGUUUGGAGCUCAUAAGGAUUGUGAAGUGGCACCACUGCCCAACAUCUACAAACGACAGAAGAGUGAACUGAGUGAUGGCAUUGCCAUGCUGGUGGCUGGAAACGACCGAGUCCAGGCAGUCAUUACUCAGAUGGAAGAGGUGUGCCAGACUAUUGAAGAUAACAGCCGCAGGCAGAAGCAACUCUUGGGACAGAGAUUUGAGACAUUAUGUGCAGUGCUGGAGGAGAGGAAGGCUGAGCUGCUUCAAGCCCUGGCUCGGGAGCAGGAAGAGAAGCUUCAGCGGGUUCGAGGACUCAUUCGUCAAUACGGAGACCACUUGGAGUCCUCGUCCAAACUUGUGGAGUCUGCCAUUCAGUCUAUGGAGGAGCCACAGAUGGCUCUCUACCUACAGCAGGCCAAGGAGCUGAUUAAAAAGGUUGGGGACAUGGCAAAGGUGGAGUUGGCUGGGCGGCCAGAGCCAGGAUAUGAAAGCAUGGAACAGUUCUCAGUGAAUGUGGAGCACGUGGCUGAGAUGCUUCGGACAAUUGACUUCCAGACUGGGGGUUCUGGGGAGGAAGAAGAAGAUGAGUUGGUGCUGGAAGGGGAAGAUGGCAGUGCUGCUGGGGCUGAGGAAGAGAGACUGGAGGCUUAAGAGGGCCUGCACCGACGCUCUUCCAGCAGGAAGAGAAUAACUUCAGAAGACACCGAGAGAGAACGAGUCUUCCCUGCCCUGCGGCUCAAUAAAGGAUGUGAUUGCC